This is a messenger RNA of Bemisia tabaci, 1818 nucleotides long. The record is from RefSeq and is a predicted model, not a curated record. NCBI's taxonomy places the organism in Eukaryota, Metazoa, Arthropoda, Insecta, Hemiptera, Aleyrodidae.
UAGUGAGUGAAGGAAUGACGUUAAGAUUACCUCGGGACGCUAUUUUCGGUAAAAAUGCGAUUGGCUUCAUUGAUUUUACCGCUGAUCGGUUUACUGGUUCUUGCCUUUAUACGGCCCGGCACAUCACUGGGAUAUUUAUCGAAGCUGCGUUUCAACAAAGGCAUUCUCAUGCUCGGGAGGGACCGGUGCGUCAAUAGAUGCAAGUUCAAACAUGGGUACUUCCAAGACUCAGCGGGUGACUAUCAACUUGCCUCCGUCGCCAAAAGAGGCAUCGUUCCCGGAAAGUGCAUGUGCAUGGUAUCACGGAGCCUGAGAAUGUACAUUACUCAAAAGUUUGGCGCAGAGGCCGCGAAGAGAUACGGACGCCUGAACUUCUUCGGCAGAACUCGGCAAGGUCGGGAAGAGCUGAAGAGGCUGGCUGGCGAAGACAAGGGGAUCACCUUCCUCACGUACGAGCAGUUCAAGCAGAUGGUGGCGGAUCAGAACCAGCAGAAGACCAACGCCCAGCAAAGACAGCAGACCGGCGGAAUCCCCCAAAACAUAACGCCCCGGAUCACGGUGGACGAGGUACAAGCGGAUGGUUCGACGAAGCCGGUGGAAGUCGAGCUAACGCCCGAAGAAAUCCAGAGGAUACAAGGUUUCUGGGGGGAUGUCAUGGAGAGAAAGAAGAGGGAAGCGGCGGCGCAGACCGCAAAAGCCGCCUGAAGCCUUUGGCGAAAAACGGAAAAUUAUUGAAGGAGCAGCAAUAUAAUACAAAACCAGGGUAGAGAGAAAAUACAAAAGGUGGUGGCAAGCAGAGAAAUGUACUGUUCCACGUCACAGCUAAAACUUAAGCCACCCUUCUUAAUCGUUAAUGGUAUGAACAACUGAAAAUUAUUGGAGAAGCAGCAAUAUUAUACAAAACUAGGGAAUAGAGAAAAUACAGAAGGUGGUGGCAAGCAGAGAAAUGUACUGUUCCACGUCACAGCUAAAACUUAAGCCCUUCUUCUUCUUUAAUGGUAUGAAAAACUGAAAAUUAUUGGCGGAGCAGCGAUAUUGAACAAAACUAGGGUAUACAGAAAAUACAGAAGGUGGUGGAAAGCAGAGAAAUGUACUGUUCCACGUCACAGCUAAAACUUAAGCCACCCUUCUUAAUCGUUAAUGGUAUGAACAACUGAAAAUUAUUGGAGGAGCAGCAAUAUUAUACAAAACUAGGGAUUAGAGAAAAUACAGAAGGUGGUGGCAAGCAGAGAAAUGUACUGUUCCACGUCACAGCUAAAACUUAAGCCACCCUUCUUAAUCGUUAAUGGUAUGAACAACUGAAAAUUAUUGGAGGAACAGCAAUAUUAUACAAAACUAGGGAAUAGAGAAAAUACAGAAGGUGGUGGCAAGCAGAGAAAUGUACUGUUCCACGUCACAGCUAAAACUUAAGCCACCCUUCUUAUUCGUUAAUGGUGCGAAAAACUGAAAAUUAUUGGAGGAGCAGCAAUAUUAUACAAAACUAGGGUAUAGAGAAAAUACAGAAGGUGGUGGCAAGCAGAGAAAUGUACUGUUCUACGUCACAGCUAAAAAUGAAGCGACCCUUCUUCUUGGUUAAUGGUAUCGCGGGGAAACCGAGACCGCUUUGAAAUUUAGAAAGGAGCGGGAAAGGUUGUGAGGUUUCCACUUAUUUUGGCUCUUAAAACUCGUAACUACUGACUUUUUAUGAUUCAACAUAUUUUUUCUACCAAUGCUUGGACUGUGUCUGAAAAUAAUUUGUAAGUUAAAAAUGCAUAUUUCAUAUAAUGAAACAUUAAUAUUUAUGUUUGGUUAAACACAUUUUAAAUUAUAAGUGGUGCU